Messenger RNA from Camellia sinensis, 4196 nucleotides. The record is from RefSeq and is a predicted model, not a curated record. Lineage: Eukaryota; Viridiplantae; Streptophyta; Magnoliopsida; Ericales; Theaceae.
AAGUUUUAGAGCUCUUACUCAUUUUUUAAAAUGAAAACCCCCUGAUUGCUGUGUUUCCCAUUUGAUUUCUUUGAAACUGUUUGAGGGUCUCCAUUUCUUUUCAUUACGUUUCCAAAAGUUGUGAGUGAAUUGAUUCAACUCUUUUCUCGUCUGGUUUUGAUUUCAAUUCCAAUUCUCAAAACAGAUAAGAGUAUGGCUGAUCUACUCAUUUCUCCCCUUGUUACUUCAAUUUUGAAAACCUUGAACUCUUUAGUGCUAAAAGAGUUUGGGAUAUCAUGGGGUUUGAAAACAGAGCUAGAGAACCUAGAGAGCACACUAAGUACCAUUCAAGCAGUCCUUCAAGAUGCAGAGACCAAGCGAGGGAAGAGCGAGGCUCUGAAGAAUUGGCAUAGAAAGCUCAAUGAUGCAGCUUAUGAUGCAGACAAUCUGGUGGAUGAGUUCAUGAUUGAAGCUCAGAGAAGAAGGAUGGAUUCUGAGAGAGGCAUUAAACCCCAAGUAAGUGCCUUUUUCUCUCUUCGAAACCGGCUUAUAUUUCGAUUGAAAAUGGGGCAUAAGAUCGAGGAUAUGAGGGAUAGGUUAGAUGCCAUUGCUGGGGAGAAAAAUAAGUUUCACUUGAGGGAAGGUGUGGUGGAAACCGGAGAAGUUUGUGGGAUGGAGAGAGGACAAACUGAUUCAAUGGUGAAUGAAUCGGAAAUUUAUGGGAGAACUGAUGAGAAAGAAAUGAUAAUUGAAAUGUUGCUCAACAAUUCAAGUGAUCUUGAUGAUGAUGUUUCGGUCUAUGCUAUGUGUGGUAUGGGGGGGCUUGGAAAAACCACACUUGCUCAAUUGGUCUACAAUGAUAGAAGGGUGGAUAGCCACUUCGAUCUGAGAAUUUGGGUGUGUGUCUCUGUUGAUUUCGAUGUAGAGAGACUAACCAGAGAAAUCCUAGAGUCCAUUGAAGGUGGUGGGUGUAGUAUCUCAAACUUGGAUACACUUCUACGUCGCCUCCAAGAAAAACUGUUUGGGAAGAGAUUUUUACUUGUCUUGGACGAUGUAUGGAAUGAGUACCAUGAGAAGUGGGAUAGGCUACAAAAUGCACUGAAGUGUGGAGCUAAAGGCUGUACUGUUAUAGUAACAACAAGGAUUCAGAAAGUUGCUCUUAUCAUGGCUACACUUCCUAUACACCACAUGGCUCGUUUGUCAGAGGAUGAUUCUUGGUCCUUGUUUAAACGACGCGCAUUCGGCAACGAAAGGAGAGAGGAAAACCUUCAAUUGGGUCUCAUUGGGAAGGAAAUAGUGAAAAAAUGCAAAGGGUUACCCUUAGCAAUAAAGGCUUUGGGAAGCCUCAUGCAAUUUAAAAGAAGUGAAAGUGAAUGGUUGUCUGUGAAGGACAGUGAGAUUUGGGAUUUGCCAGAUGAUGGAAGUAAUAUUUUACCUGCUUUGAGGUUGAGCUAUGAAGCCUUACCUCCACAUUUGAGGCAAUGUUUUACUUAUUGUUGUAUAUUCCCCAAAGACUAUAGAAUGGAGAACAGCAUGCUGAUAGAGUUGUGGAUGGCAAAUGAUUUUAUUCCAUCUAAAGGACAAAUGAGGUUACAUGAUAUGGGCCAUGACAUUUUCAGGGACUUGGUUUCGAGGUCAUUCUUCCAAGAUGUAAAAGAGUCCAAUAGUGGAACAAUAUUUUGUAAAAUGCACGAUCUUAUGCAUGAUCUUGCACAAUCUAUUAUGAGAUAUGAAUGCUCUAUUAUGAAGCCUCACGAGGGCAUGAAAAUUCGAGAUAAAAUUCGUCACUUGUCUUUUAAUAUUGUUGGUUUUGGAGAGAUGGUUCCUUGGAAUGAGAUUGUAUUUGAAGUCCCAUCUUUGCGGUCUGUCUUAAUAUUCGAGUCUUUCAUUCCAAAUUCCAAGGACAAUAUUGCUUCACCUUGCAUUUCAAAACAAAAGUAUCUUAGAGUGUUGGAUUUUGGUAGAAAUGUUGAUGAGAAGUUGUCAAUGUCAAUUUCCAAUUUUAGCCAUCUUAGGUACCUGGACAUGUCAUGCUCUAAUAUAGAAAUUCUGCCAGAAUCAAUAAGUAAUCUCCAAAGCCUGCAGACAUUGAAGCUAGAACAUUGCCGACGACUUCGUAAGUUGCCCAAACGCAUGAAGCACAUGAGAAAUCUCACUUACUUGGACAUCACAGGGUGUGAUUCUCUUACUUCUAUGCCUGACCAAAUGGGACAAUUAACUUGCCUACAAAGACUAAGCAUGUUCCUUGUGGGCCAAGAUGAGGGUUACCAAGUUGGUGAGCUGAAAGAAUUAAAUCUCGGGGGUACAUUGAGCAUAAAGAGACUUGAGAACGUAAGAAAUUCAGAAGAGGCCAAGAAGGCCAAUUUGAAGGGGAAACAUGAUCUUAUUUCUUUGGAAUUAUAUUGGAGCAAGAGCAAUGAAGAAAACAUACCAAAGAAUAUCAAAGAGGUUCUUGAGAGUCUCGAACCUAAUUCAAAUUUGAAGAAGCUGAGGAUAAAUUUCUUCCAAGGUUCAAAGUUUCCAAAUUGGAUGUUGGGUUUGGUUCUUAAAAAUUUGGUUGAGAUCUCUUUAAGAGAUUGUGAAAGAUGUGAACAUCUUCCUCCUCUUGGCAAACUACAAUCCCUAAAAAUUCUCGAGAUCAGACGUAUGUGUUCUCUUAAGUACUUCAACCAUGGGGAUUAUGGAGAUGGGGAAAGUUCAUUUCCUGCAUUGAAGACUCUCAAGUUCUAUGAAAUGCCAAGCUUGGAGGAAUGGGCAUUAGUGGAUAGAGGAGAAAUUUUCCCUUGCCUACGGGAGUUGGUGAUAUCUGGAUGCCCCAAAUUGACUAAAUUGCCUUUUCUUCUAGCACUUAAGAGAUUAACAAUUGAGGGAGGCUAUGAAAUGUUAUUUAGGUCAGUGAUUAAUCUUACUUCGAUUUCCUAUUUUUCGAUAGGUAGCUCUAACUCUAAGUUCGAAUUUGAAGAAGCUGAGCAUAAAUUACUUCCAAGGUUCAAAGUUUCCAGCUCUAACUCUAUGUUGAAGAUUCUUCCAGAUGGACGGCUUCCAAACCUCAAGGCCUUGAAGUCCCUAGUGUUACAUUCCAUGUACAAUCUGAAGACCAUACACUUUUAUCUUUGGCCUGAACUUAUGUCAGGACUCAAAAACCUAAACUCUCUGCAAAUAAAUAAAUGUAAUAGUCUUACGUCCCUUCCAAUGCAAGUGUUGCAAGGCUUGACUUCCCUUACAUCCUUACAAAUUAUCAGCUGUAAUAAACUAAAAUCUUUGUCAGAUGGAAUGCAAUAUCUGACAGCACUUCAGCUCUUGGUUAUGAUUGGAUGUCCAGAGAUAAAAUCUUUUCCUGAGGGUAUGCAACAUUUGAAUGCUCUCCGAGAUUUGUAUAUAUCCGAUUGCAGCGGAUUAAUUUCUCUACCAAAUUGGCUAGGAAGCCUCCGGUCAUUAUCAAUGUUAUUGAUUUCGGGUUGCCCUAAUCUGAGGUGUUUGCCGGAUGGGCUGCAGGAUCAGGAUACUCUGAAAUUGCUGUCAAUCAUAGAAUGUCCACAUUUGGAGUGCCGGUGCGAGAAACAGGCUGGGGAGGAUUGGCUGAAGAUAGCUCAUAUUCCCGAGAUUUGGAUCAAUGGUGAACAAGUACAAUCCUUGGAUUGUUAAUGCGCUAGUUUGAAGCCGAGAUUCACAUCCAACAGUGUUUGCAGAAAGCUAAUUUGAGGAAGUGUGACAACGUAGUCCCAAGUUGGUGCAUAAUUGAAGACUGGAGUUUUUGAUGGAGCGUGCUUGAAGAAUUUUGUGGCUGGCCUCAAUAGGUUUGCACACUUGUUGAAUAAUACGUCAUAGUUUUCAAGGUUGAAGAAAUUGGAAAUUGUAUUUCAUAGCAGAGCGGCAUGGGUACGGAAUGCUCUCAUUUCUCUAAUUGCUCUGAAAAGCUUUUGUGGAAUUAGAUUAGAUCAUAGAUGGCUAUGAAGAAUUGUAAUAAUUGGUUGCUGUAAUAAUUGGUUGCUGCAAAACAUUGCUUUCUUUCCUUUGAUUUUAUAUUUCUAAGCACAGGAUGGUGUUUUUAGAUGAUAGGUAUUAUGGAUUGAUUUGUUCCAGGUUGCUUCCUAGUUUCACCGUUCUUCUUUGAGGGAUGUGAUUUCCAUUUAUUUGUUCAUUUUUAUAUAUUUAGAGCCAUUUACAUGGAUAUUAUUUAUUUUGAUUUAAUUUUUAUCAGAAUUUCUUAGGGUCCA